AUACCUUGUUGCUCUAAUCAAAUACCACCACCAUCCAUCGUGGGUGCAUAAAGAUGCUGGACGUUAGUUUCCUUCCAUCUUUGCCUUUGCACGACAUCGAGCGGGCCUCUCAAUUAAUUUUGCACGCUUAUGGCGUCCCUAACCCCACUACAUCCAACGAUGAACUCCGUCGUUUGCAGCAGGAGCUUUUCAGCAUUCAAAAGCUUCCGGAAGCCUGGGGCCUCGUCAUUCCCCUGUUAAAUCACCAAGAUGAAAAUGUCCAGUUUUUCGGAGCACAUACUGCGCAGGUUAAGAUAGCACGGGAUUGGGCGACCUUUCCUCAAGAGCAUGCGGAGCCACUAAGAGAUCUGCUUGUACAACUCACAUCUCACUCGGUCAACGUCAGGAAGUCCAAAGUUAUUUUGCGAAAACUCUUUGUUUCCCUCGCGUCACUAGCACUCAAAUUGGUACCCCAACAUCCUACGCGGUGGCCUGAUUGGAUUUUGCAUUGUGUCACAUCUUUGUCUGGAAACGGGGCAUCUGCCGAAUAUAUUUUGGACUUUCUUUCCAUCGUCGCAGAAGAGGUUGAUACGGCGGAUCUAAUGGGCCCCAGUAAAUCGCGCAUGCAGCAAAGCAUGAACGAUGCCAUUCCUCUUGUUAUUCAAGCAAUAAGAACGUCAAUCGAGUCACCAGUUAAUGUUGCUUCCUCUCACGAACUCUCAUCGGCUUUGAAAUGUUUCCAGUCGUGGUUGUCAAUCCUUCCAACUAGUGAAUUUUCCCCACUUAUUCCAGCUAUCAUCACCCUCCUCAAUCCCGAAUUCGAUACUACCUUUGUAGCUGCAUCUGAUACCCUCCAAGAGAUUAUGUCUAAAUCACCUUUGUCUGAUGGUUCCGGCACUAGAAUAUUGACUGAACCACUCCUCCUUUGGCUACAUCUCACUGGUACCAACAUCGUUGAUUCAACGGUCCAAUCGGGAUACACGGAUGAUGUAUCGUAUUCGCUGUGCAAAUUGCUCGCCGCUCUCGGUGAUCAUUCCGCCAGCCAUCUUGCCGCUAAUAUUGCGUCCUCCGCUUCCGUGACUCUCCUCCCAUCCUCGAUUCCGGGUGGUGUUUCCCCAGUAGACCUUAAUAAGACCAAGGGUCAACUGUGCCAGACAUUCCUUAGGUUACUGCUUGCGUACACCGGCUUUCCUGGAUUUUAUGGAGUGGACGAAGAUGUGAGCGAAAUGACGCUUGGGUUCUGGUACAUGUUGCAGGAGGCAUUAUGGAACAACGAUUUCUACUUCCCUGAUGGCGGGGAGACCCAAGCAUCUCAGCAAUCAGAGAUGGGGGAUCAAAGUGGGGUAGCCAAGGCACUUUAUGUUCAGCUUGUCCAAGUAUUGAAGCGAAAGAUAACCUGGCCUUCAUCAGGUCACAACUGGUCGAAAGACCAAAUAGAUAAAUUUGUAGUAUAUCGGCGGGAUGUCGGUGACAUUCUCAUUAAUGCGUAUUAUAUUAUUCGGGACGAUAUGGUCGUGUAUUUCGUCAAUGAUGUCGUGGAUCGUUUGGCAUCUCGGUCGAGGGAGCAAACACAAGGUUGGGAGGACAUUGAAGCCACUUUACAUUGUAUCUCAUCUAUCCAAGAAGCGUUGGAUUACGAAAAGACGCCUCGAAUAGAGCUCCUUUUCUCGCCGCAAACUUUAAAUCGGCUUCCUGCAACAGGAAAUAUCCGAAUCAGACGAACGAUGUUGGGUCUCAUUGGCGCUUAUGCAUCAUGGUUUGCUGUGUCCAACCGUACCACUCCUUCAAAGACCGAACUUCUUAUGUCAACUAUUUCAUUUAUUGUGCAAGCUCUUCCCGACCAGAUGCUCUCUCUCCAAGCAGCAUCAGCAUUACGGAAUAUUUGUGAUGCCAAUAGAACUGCUCUUGCUCCUCAAAUCGGAGCUUUUGCCGAGCUGCAUACAGGAUUAGCUCAGAUACCUGACUCAGAGAAAAGCAAGGUAAUGGAGUCAAUAGCCAGCGUGGUACAAGCUCUACCUCCACUGGAUGCAAUUCCUACUGUUGAGGUUAUUGUUGGUCCCAUCCUUUCUAGAAUUUUCUCGGUCUUGCAAUCACAGAACAUGGCUUCAGCGGGGGCUCGCGAUAUAUGUGUUCUUCAACUGGAGACUCUUACUGGUAUUGCAAGGGGUCUUACUAGAAUAUCCACGUUCGGUGAUGGUCUGUCGGAUGAAGAGCCGGGGGAUGACAAGGAAAUACAAUCAAUAGAGGCGGCUCGACAAGAUCUCAGGAUGGUCCAGUUGAGAGAAAGCAUCCUCAACGCUGUUCGUGGAUGUGUUGAUAUGUUCCGUGACGCGGAAAUUACUCAAGAACUCAACGACCUCGUUAAAUCAAUAACGUCGUUGCCGUCUGACGCUACCCUCAUAACUCUGCCCGCGCCUCCUUUGUUGGAAAUCGUCUGCUUUGCUUUACAGCGUCAACCCACCGCGUCAUGGCUGACACUGGCUGGUAUCCUUAUCAACCAAUUGAGUCCUCCACCUCCCAUGCCAAUACGAGGCAAGAAUUCAGAAAAGGAGGAACAAAGGGCGAAGGCUCAAAGAGAGUCAGAGGAACAAGCGAAGCUGGUUGUAGCUGGGGUUUUACCUGUAUUGUUAAAUUCCUCUCUGUUGGUUUUUGCGGCACCUGGGGGAAUGGAAAAUAAUCCUGACAUCGUCCAAGAAUUUUUCCUAUGCUUGGAUAGGGUCGCUCAAGAUUUCACUGGGAACUUCUAUACUCUUCCUCUAGGUGCACUGGGAGCAUUGAUGCAAUGUACGAUACGUGCUUUGACGCUACAAGAACGGUACUCAUUAGUCGCAGCCUGCACCUUCCUGAGUACAUUCAUACAUCGUUCAUACGUUCACGCAACUCUCGCGUCAUACCGAGAACAAUUUAUCGCCACCUAUGGCCGUGCGAUCAUGCAGGCCAUCUUGAGCGGUUUGGCGGGUCAAGCGCCCCGCAGCGUGACCCAAAAUCUCAUUGAGAUGCUCUCAACAAUGCUGACCCGAUGCUCAGAGGAGAGUCAAGUCUGGUUGAAAGAAGUCUUGUUUGAUCAAAACUUUACGUCGUCCAAAGCGACACUGGAAGAUAAAGAGCGAUUCAUGAAAAGCAUAACUGGUUCAAGGUCAUUAAAAAAGACUCGAGAAGCUGCCCAACAAUUCACCCUGGUGGCACGGGGAUUAGAAGGUACCAGCUUUGGCUAUGCCUCUGUUUCGAUGUAGAGAUACGACUAUUGUGUUCUACUUCGAUGCCAGGGAUAAUAUACUUUGACCAUUCGAUAUGUAUUUGUGUAUCUGACCAUUAUUAUAGUCAUAAUAUCAUGUACAUUAAAUGUUACUCUUGCUCACAAAUGGGAAAGUUCUUU
Messenger RNA from Lentinula edodes (shiitake mushroom), 3355 nucleotides. Its product is annotated as armadillo-type protein. Gene Ontology annotation, cellular component: cytoplasm; nuclear membrane. The coding region runs from base 54 to 3212 and encodes 1052 amino acids. The transcript has 21 exons. Lineage: Eukaryota; Fungi; Basidiomycota; Agaricomycetes; Agaricales; Omphalotaceae. Gene Ontology annotation, biological process: protein import into nucleus. The record is from RefSeq and is a predicted model, not a curated record.